AAAGAAGCUGACGAGUAACACGUGACACCUCAACGCGGAAAAACAUGUAAAGCGGACGGUUUCUUUCUGUCAUAUUAGAAGCUUCUUGGUCACACUUCCUAGAGCCCAGCGUAAAUAAACGGAUUAGUUGGGGGAGAUGGCCGGAGAAACAGAAGAUGAGAUCCCUGAAUACGGAGCCGUCUUCACUUUUGGAAAGAGUAAAUUCGCAGAUAAUGCCCCCAGUAAAUUCUGGUUAAAAAAUGAUGUACCUUUGAGAAUUGCCUGUGGAGAUGAGCACACAGCACUGGUGACAGAAAAUGGGAAGCUGUUUAUGUUUGGCAGCAAUAACUGGGGACAGCUGGGCCUUGGAACAAAAGCCACUGUGAAUAAACCCACUUGUGUGAAAGCCCUAAAAUCAGAGCGGGUGAAGCUUGCAGCCUGUGGAAGAACUCACACACUUGUUUAUACAUCCCUAUGUCCAAGAUUCCUAGACUAUCAUGUACAUUCUGUUACUUGUGGUGGGUGUCACAUGCUUGUGUUGGCAAAGCCCAGGCCCGAAGGGUCGGAGGAAUUGAUCCUGGAGGAGGAGGAUGUCACAGAAGACUACUUUGAGAAAUCCUAUACUGAAUUACUGGGGGACACGCAAAGUCAGACCACCCUACACAGGAGUCUCUCGGCUCGGGUCAGACGCAGAGAACGGGAGCGUUCACCGGAUCGGUUUGGACAGAUGUUUCGAACACUUCCAGCCCUGGGUGGAAAUCAGCUGAGUGCAUCUUUAUCUGUUCCCAGCCAGAUCCAUCAAUCUUAUAGUAAACAACCGGGAAAGAUCCCUCACAACAGUCUCAAAAUUCCCGGAAAGAGAGAAAAGUCUCUCGAUGACAGAAGCAGUGUGGAGGAUAGUGAGAGUGUAAAAGACCUUGGAGAAACCACUGACUUAUUAAACCUGACUCAUGUAAUGAAGAUAGACCCUAGCGAUAAGACUCUAACAUUGUCUCCUAUGGAGAAGAAGAAUGUUAAGCUUGUGAAAGAGCACGGUAAGGAGAAGGGGAAGCCAAGAGAUGACCCCGCCCUUUGUAGAAAGAGGGCAGAGGUUUUAGCUCGCAAAGCUCUUUCGACUGAGUUACUUAAAAGUUCAAGUGGUAGCUCAGUAGUCGGAGACAGUCUUGGGACAGGUACACCCCACAAGAGCCCUAAGAGACAUGGUCAGGAUAAGGAAAAUGUACUUAUAGCUUUGGAGGACAGAAGGCCUUCACAUCACCAAGUUGCAGGAAGUAACACAAGAAUGGGGACGGACAUAAGCAGAGCUGGAUCCAAAUCUUUCCAGCCCAAACACAAACAGCUGAUGAAGUCAAGGGAUAGAGUUACAGGAAAAGAUGCUGGGAAUAAAGUACCCAUACUUGAGGAACAUUCAAAGGUAGAGGCUGAAAGUGAGAAGAUUGCUCACAAGUCAAAAGAAAGUACAAAAACAAACCAAGAAGGUAAAACAAAACCCAAAGGUCGUCCAUUGGAAGUCAGUAGUCGGUCUCAAAAGGUUAUGGGGGAAGAAAAAGAAGUAAAAACGAAACCCAUAAUAGUUGCUGAACAAUAUCUUGAACAGACCACGCAUAAAGACCAAGACCCAACAGGUAAGAAGAUCUCAAAAGAGAUUUUACCAAAAGCUCAGAAGAUGAAAGGUGAAAUGAACACUGCUAAGACAGAAACCAAAGGUUUUGUCCCAAAGAGCAAAAAGUUAGAUUCAAAAAAAGACUCCAAAAGUAAAAAGACAGUGCAAGAGCUCUCCACUACUUCACAACAGUCCUCUUGCCAAGAAGAAAUUUCUACAGAGAAGACUAAAAAAUCAAAAGUGGAACAAAGCCAGUUGCUAGUAAAGGACCAAAAAAAGGGGUCUACCAUUAUCUCAGAAGCUGCUUUCAAAUCUGAAUCAGAGUCAGAGCAAAUGAAGGAAAAUCAUAUCACCAAGGUGACAUCUUUUCUCCACAAUGUGGGAAUGGGAAGUCCCACUCGUUUACUUGGAGAUACAGCAGUCAGUCAGUUCCUUUCACAGUCUGCACCUCAAAAAAUGCCAAAACCUCUUUCAAAACAGAGAACUCUGUCUGACGUUUCGUCCCUGAGUGAGUCUUUUGAGGUUUCAGGACAAGAGGAGACAAGAGAGGCCAAGAAGACGGCGGUCACCAUCAAUGUUAAGGCAGAACCAGAAACUUCAGAUGGGGACUUGGAAAGAACCAGCACUGAGUCCAAAACCGAGGCUCAUUCUGAGGUGGGAACAUAUAGAAGAAGUGAGGAGGAAGGAGGAGAGGAAUCAGAAGAGGAGGAAAGUGAGGGAUUGGUGGACAGAAGGGAAAAGAGUGAGGAAGUGGAUGACAGAGAAGAAGAAAGCGAGGGAUUGGUGAACAGAAAGGAAGAGAGUGAGGAAGUGGAUGACAGAGAAGAAGAAAGCGAGGGAUUGGUGAACAGAAAGGAGGAGAGUGAGGAAGUGGAUGACCGAGAGGAGGAAAGUGAGAGCAUGACCCUAGCAAAUGAUGAUGAUUCUGAGGUUGAUGAUGAUGAUACCACGAUCAAAGCUUCUAGUGAGGAUGAGGAAAGUGAGGAAGAGGAGAAGAAAAGUAAAAGUGAUGCAACUGAGGAUGUAGAGAGUGAAGCUGAGGAAGAGGAGAGUCGUGGAAUAGAAGAUGAGGAAGAGGAAACAAGUGAGAUAAUUAGAAACAAUGAGGAAGAGAGUGGAGAAGAUGAGGGUGAAAGCAAAACAAGUGAAGAGGAAGAAGAGGAGGAGAGUGGAGAAGAAUCAGAGGGAAAGUCAGAGAGCAGAAGUGACAGAUCAGAGGAAGAGUCAGAUGAAGAUGAGGAGUCAGAGGAGAAUGAUAGUGAGAAUGAGGAAGAAAGUGAUGUGGAAGGUGAGGCAGAGGAGGAUGAAGACGGUGAAAAGACUAGCAAAGAAGAGGAGAAAGAUUCAGAAAAGCAGGAGAGUGAGACUGAAGAUGAUGAAGAUAAAGGGGAGAGUGAAAACAAAGCAGAGGAGGAGGAAAGUGAGGAAGAUAAAGAGAGUGAGAAUGAGUAA
Sinocyclocheilus grahami is the source of this 3034-nucleotide messenger RNA. Its product is annotated as X-linked retinitis pigmentosa GTPase regulator-like. The transcript has 12 exons. Lineage: Eukaryota; Metazoa; Chordata; Actinopteri; Cypriniformes; Cyprinidae. Gene Ontology annotation, biological process: ubiquitin-dependent protein catabolic process; protein ubiquitination; visual perception. Gene Ontology annotation, molecular function: ubiquitin protein ligase activity. Gene Ontology annotation, cellular component: Golgi apparatus; cytoplasm; photoreceptor outer segment. Bases 137 to 3034 code for a protein of 965 amino acids. The record is from RefSeq and is a predicted model, not a curated record.